AUGAAAGAAAUCAGCAAUGCUAGUCAAGCAAACAACAAUAUCAUGAUGUAUUACACAAAAUUAAAAAAAUUAUGGGAUGAAUAUGCAUGUUUAGAGCCAAUUCCAGUAUGUGAAUGUGGUGUAGCAAAGUUAUUUGCUGAGAUAGAAGGCAAACACAAAUUAAUGCAAUUCUUGAUGGGCUUAAAUGAGUCUUAUGACCAUGUGAGAAAUCAAAUUCUCAUAAUGGAACCACUGCCUAGUGUAAAUAAAGCAUAUUCCAUGAUUUUGAGAAUUGAAAAACAGAGGGAAACACAAAAUGAUGAAGCUGGGAACAGUGCAAUGACAGCAAACACUUCAGGGAUCAACAAAGGCAAAACAUGGAAAAAUCAAUUCAAAAAGAAGGACGACAAAACCUGUUCUUACUGCAAAACCAUAAGCCAUGUGAGGGAAACCUGCUUUAAGCUCAAUGGAUAUCCAGAUUGGUUCAAUGAACUCAAAUUGAAGAAAAACAAAGGAAAAGAAAAUGUUGCAGCUCAUGUGUUCGAAACACCUCUAGACUACAAUGAUGAUCACACUCAAGGCAAAGUUGAUUGGAAUAUGGAGUCACUAAUGCAGGAGAUGAUAAAAUACAUGAAGAAUCAUGGCCAGAACACAGUCGACAGCAAUGAUGCAAAUUUUGUGAACUAUACUGGGUUUGCAGGUAUGACAUCUUCUUGCUACUCUAAGGUUUAUGAAAAUAGAACUAUAGGAGAGUGGAUUAUAGACACAGGUGCCACAGUUCACAUGUGUAAUGACCUAUCUCUUUUUUCAAACCACAGAACUCUAAAUAGACCAAGUGUAGUGACCCUACCCGAUGGUAGCAUGAAAAAUAUCACCAAAAUUGGAACAGUACCUUUAAAUCAGAAUAUGCAAUUGCUAGAUGUGCUGUAUAUGCCCACAUUUAAAUACAAUUUACUGUCUGUUAGCCAAAUCACCCAAACUAACAAAAUAUCUGUACAAUUCUACCAUAACCAAUACAUCUUGCAGGACCUAGUGACUAAACACCUAUUGGCUGUUGGGAGAAUGCACCAAGGAUUAUAUAGACUAAAUAAAGGAUCAUUUAGCCAUCAAGGAAGCAGAAUAAAGACAAUUGGCACAGCAUUGACAUCUCAACAACUUCAAGGCAAUUAUGAAGUAUGGCACAGAAGAUUAGGUCAUGCAUCAAAAAACAAGUUAUUGCAUCUAAAUGUAAUAAAAGCAAAUGACUGUGAUUUUCAUGUGUGCACCAUUUGUCCUAUUGCAAAACAACAACGAUUGAGUUUUAAUAAGAGCAAGAUUACAUCUACAACGCAAUUUGAGUUAAUUCAUGUGGACCUUUGGGGCCCAUAUUCAGUAGUUUCAGUCUCAAAUGCAAGAUAUGUAUUAACAUAG
Molecule: messenger RNA, 1389 nt
Organism: Manihot esculenta (cassava)
Lineage: Eukaryota; Viridiplantae; Streptophyta; Magnoliopsida; Malpighiales; Euphorbiaceae
Exons: 1
Coding region: 1-1389 (462 amino acids)
Source: RefSeq, a predicted model, not a curated record